AUGUUUUACAACUCUUCGGGGAAGAUCGACAACGGCUAUUACCUCACCCUUCAUCGUAUUCGCACGAAAACUCCGAUAUCAAUGAGUGGCAAUAGAAACGUGGUGCUUCUGCAACACGGCCUUCUCGACUCCGCUCACACUUGGAUCAAUAACCUGGCCAACGAGAGUUUGGGAUUCAUUCUUGCCGACGCGGGUUUCGAUGUGUGGUUGGGGAAUAGUCGAGGUAGCACCUACUCCCAAAAGCAUGCAUACCCGCAUACCAGUAACGACAAAUUCUGGACGUUUUCCUGGGACGAAAUGGCUAUGUAUGACCUUCCCGCAUCCAUUGAAUUCAUCAUCAACGAAACGAAGGUUGACAAGAUUUUCUACGUGGGACAUUUCCAGGGUGCGAAAAUUGCGUUCGCGCAGGUGAACAGUGACUCGAGACUUCGUGGCCGUGUGUCUACGCUGGCAGCGCUCGCUCCAGUCGCAGGCUAUGACACGCGUAAUAUGGAUUCGUAUAUUUAUCUGACUCAACUGCCAAUUUAUAUUGCGCAUGCGCCGGUGGGAACCUCGGUUCAAAAUAUGGUUCACUAUUGCCAGGCGAUGUGGCAAGGCUGCUUCCAGACCUUCGAUUUUGGGGCUGCAGAGAACAUGGUGAAGUACAAUCGGACGACCCCACCACCCUAUGGGUUGGAUGCAGUGGGGUUGCCAGUGACUGUAUACUGGAGUGGGCAAGAUUGGCUGGCGCCGCCACGAGACAUUAGUCGCAUCUUGACCGAGCUUUCUCGGGGCCGGGACGCUCAAAUGCGCGACGUCUACUUGCCGGACUACAACCACCUCGACUUCGUUUGGGGCGUAGAUGCUGCCUCAUACAUCUACCGCGACAUCAUUCACUUCUUCCGACAGCAUCAGUAG
Messenger RNA from Echinococcus granulosus, 897 nucleotides. Its product is annotated as Lipase member M. The record is from RefSeq and is a predicted model, not a curated record. The coding region runs from base 1 to 897 and encodes 298 amino acids. The transcript is spliced from 5 exons. Lineage: Eukaryota; Metazoa; Platyhelminthes; Cestoda; Cyclophyllidea; Taeniidae.